CAGACCACAGCAGAGCUCAGAGAAACCUGUGGAGUCAACCGAGGAGACGGCAUGGUGAAGUUCGCACCCCUGUCCGUGCCGUGGGAGCGCAGACUGCAGACCUUUGUGGUUCUGCAGUGGAUUUUCUCCUUUGCGGUCCUGGCCCAGAUCUGCAUUGCUGUCUUCAUAGGCCUCCUGUUCACAAGAUUCUGGAUCUUCAGUGUCCUAUAUGCAGUCUGGUGGUACCUGGAUCUAUCCAAGCCGUGGCGGGGGGGCAGGCGCAGCGAGGCCUUAAGGCGCUGUGUCAUAUGGAGGUACAUGAAGGACUAUUUCCCCAUCUCGCUGGUCAAGACUGCCCAUCUGGACCCCUCCCGGAACUACCUCGCUGGCUUCCACCCCCACGGGGUUCUGGCCACCGGAGCUUUUACCAACCUGUGCACAGAGAGCACCGGGUUUUCCUCACUCUUCCCUGGCAUCCGCCCACAUCUGAUGAUGCUGAACUUGUGGUUCUGGACUCCUUUCUUCAGGGAUUAUAUCAUGUCAGGGGGGCUGGUCCCAGUAGACAAGGAGAGCGCUGCUCACAUUCUGAGCAGGGAAGGAGGCGGUAACCUCAUGGCCAUCAUUGUUGGGGGCGUCCAGGAGGCACUGGAUUCCAAGCCUGGAGGCUACAAGCUGGUGCUGCGGAACCGCAAGGGCUUCAUCAGGCUCGCCCUGAUGCACGGGGCAGCUCUGGUGCCAAUCUUCUCCUUUGGGGAGAAUGACAUAUUUAAGCAGGUUGAGAACUCUCCUGGCUCCUGGGUGCGCUGGUUCCAGGACCGACUUCAGAAGAUUGUAAGAGUCUCCAUCCCACUCUUCUAUGGCCGUGGAGUCUUCCAGUACAGCUUUGGUCUUAUGCCCUACCGCCGGCCCAUCACCACCGUGGUGGGGAAGCCCAUCGAAGUGCAGAAGACAUCACAUCCCUCCCAGGAGGAGGUGGACAGGCUGCACCAGCGCUACAUGAAGGAGCUGGAAAACCUCUUCGAAGCCCACAAGCUCAAGUACAACGUCCCCAGAGACCAACACUUGGAGAUCUGCUGA
Budorcas taxicolor (takin) is the source of this 1056-nucleotide messenger RNA. RefSeq names its product 2-acylglycerol O-acyltransferase 2-like. Lineage: Eukaryota; Metazoa; Chordata; Mammalia; Artiodactyla; Bovidae. The transcript is spliced from 6 exons. Bases 52 to 1056 code for a protein of 334 amino acids. Gene Ontology annotation, molecular function: 2-acylglycerol O-acyltransferase activity; diacylglycerol O-acyltransferase activity. Gene Ontology annotation, biological process: diacylglycerol biosynthetic process; triglyceride biosynthetic process. The record is from RefSeq and is a predicted model, not a curated record. Gene Ontology annotation, cellular component: endoplasmic reticulum membrane.